This is a messenger RNA of Enterobius vermicularis (human pinworm), 936 nucleotides long. The record is from the annotation of a GenBank genome assembly. Lineage: Eukaryota; Metazoa; Nematoda; Chromadorea; Rhabditida; Oxyuridae.
AUGCUCUAUUCACUAGUUUUUAGCGAUACAGAAGAUGUAGUUAGAGACGAAGACGGAAGUGAAAGAAAUCAUGAAUUCCAAAACGAGGCUUCCAGAGACUACGACUCAAAUUUAAUUCGUCCACCAAUUUCUACAGUAAAUGACUUGUUUACAAGCGCUGAAAUUUUGAAAAGAAAAAAAAUUAUGUCGCAUAGUAAUGAUUUCAAAGACGAAGCAAUGUACAUGUCGCCAUUAAAGACUGUUCGAAGUCCGACCACAGAUGAAGACACACCGCAGGAACUGUGGAGAGCUCAAGACAGCGACGAAAAAGAUGACCAAAGUUACUAUGAACGAGCGCAACUUUAUCGAGCUAUUGCUCGACGUCAACAGUGUGAAGAAGGAUCGGUUUGCUCUCAUUUAUUUUUGGUAUUUAGCACCGCCGAUUUUGACAAAAAUGAAUUUUUUGCAAAAAAGCCGACACUUAAACAAUCACCUGAACAGUUUACUAGCAAAGCAGAAGAAAAAGAUAAUGCUCGCAAUUUACCUGUGACUGACUAUAGAACAAAAAGUCCUUAUAUUCCUUUCAAACAUCUUAAAGAUAGGCGAGAUUUCCUUCCUGCGAAAGGUAACAAAAUUGGCAAAGAAAAGUUACAGAAAUCAACGAUAGUGGUAUCAAGUGAUUUAAGGAAAGACACGGAACUUAUGAAAAGUGCAGUAAAGGUAAAAGGAAAAAAUCCGACUGAGACGAUUACUGCAUCAAGGAUCACACUUGAUGUUAAUGUACCAAAAGUUACAGCUGCAUCCGUUGAACCUCAAAACUAUAAGGUAAACGUCGUAGCAUCUCCAGAAGAAUCACUACAGUCAUUGAAAUCUAUGCUUGCAACUUCUCUCCUGCGAAGAUACUUUAACCGCUUGGCUACUCAAAUAAAUUAUCCAUAUAACUAUAUACUUUACUAA